GGAACGUGAAAGUCGCGAUGCUGAAUUAACGGAAGGUGUUUGGACUCGACGGGCAGGAUGGAUUGUGUGCGCGCGCUGGUUCUCGCCUUUCUGUCUCUCCACGCGCUCGCCGUGGCCAACGCCGACAGGAAAUUCGGUUGUCUGUUUGGGGAUGAAGUAUGUGAGUCUUAUGAAGUCUGCAUCAAUGAUGGAGUAUUUGGGCGAUGUCUCCAAAGAAAGAGUUAUUCAGGCACAGUUCCAUAUACCUAUGAUGUGUCUCCAGCAGUGAUUCAACGUUUGAGGAAUGUUCUCAAGAAACUGGCCCACAGAGGAUAUACUUGGCAGGAUGACACAACUCAGGAAGUAAUCUCAAAAGAGCUCUCUCAGCUACACAAGGUUACUCUUGGAGGAUAUACAAACACCUUCUCUCGUUUCACAGGCAACUCCAGAGUUCCAGAUGCUGACAGGAAACUUAAGGCUCAGAAAGAAGAACUUAGCAGGACACUGCAGAGGUACCUACAGGAGCUCGGUUUCCUGCCUUCUCAUGUUGCCUCCUUGAAACAGAGUCCUCAAGGGCAGCAAAUCCUUUGGAAGUUCAAGGGAAAUGGACCUCCUAAUCAGAAGGGUUUCAUCCAGCUCAAAGAGCAGCCUCCUCCACCCCUCAUCUCCUUCCUUCAAGUUCAAACUGAUCUCCAUGAACGGCCUCCCCCAAGUCGAUCAUUCUUCACUGGUUUUGAGCAAGAUCGUACUGGAGUCCCUCUCACUGAGCUAGAGCAGUAUCAAGCUGGUUUCAUGAAAGCACAAGAUCUUGGUAAAGGUCAACCACAGGGUAAUCUGCAUUAUUUUAGCCUUCAGCGUACUCCUGCUACCAAAACAGAAAAACUGCCAGGAGCUUCCAAGCAACCUCCCACCCUCUUUUCCAAACCUGGAGCAAGCAGCGCUGGUUCCAAGGGUGCCCUCAGUUUAGUAGAUGAGAAGUUCAUUGACGGAGUGGUAAACCAGCUUGGACACCAGAGCGUCAAUGUGGAUGCUUUGACACCAAAGGACCUUGACCAGCUUUCCAAGGUCAUCACCCAGGCCUUGCAGGUGGUAGACGGAGUGGAAGGGGUCAAAGAUAGAGAGGUCACACAGAAUGAAACGCCAGAGGAUAAGGUGGAGGAGAAGAGGAAACCGGGUGAGCAGUUAUACCAGGUGGAGAAAACUGAAGACACUACAGCUAAAGCAACACAAACUGAAGAAAGUGCCAUUAAAUUGGAUGACAAGGACAAAGGUUUUAUUAGCCAGCUACUGGAGUUCUUGGAUCAGAACGCUGGCCCUGAAUCUGCUGGUCCUCCCCAAGCAGAAGAGCCUUUUCUGGGUUACAUGGAUCAGCCAGAUGCUGGAAGCCCAGUGAGAGCUAGUCUGGAGAAUGUCCAGAGUCGGACAACACAAACAGAACUGGAUGUGAUGAAGAAGAAAAUGGAACUUGAGAUUUUGGGUCAAAAUUCUCUGGGAGACUCAGAGGAAGACCAUUGGAUCCACAUUUCCCCAGAAGUGGAACCAGUGGUUAAACCAGAAAAACAGCCACAAAAAAAUUCCAUGGAGAAAGAGGAGGUGGAAAAGAAGGGUGUGAGAGUGGAGGUGAAUGUUGCAGCAUAUUCUAGUCCACACAGUGGAGACUUUGGCUACAUUAUCACUGAAGAUUCUCUUUCCACUGACAAAGGUCUGAAACUUAUGGAGCUCUUAGCUGAGAGAGUCAACCUUCGUGUAACAGAUUUUUUACAGCUCUCGGUUCUGGGUCCAGCAGUAACCUUUCGAGUGCGCCCCAAUGCUCGUAACAUCAGCACGGCCCAGCUAGCCAGAGUGGCAGUUGAACAGAAAGGACAGCUGGAGAAGGAGAGUGGUCUGCAGAUUCUUGAGGCCGGACUGAGUGAAAGGGGCAAAUUGAACCAAAUCCCGGUCGUCAAACAAAGUCAAUUGGAGCCAAGCAACUUUUUGAUUCUGGUGGUGGUCUCCAUGGUUUUUAUUGUCAUGGUAUUGGGGAUGUCAGGGAUGCUGUACUGCUUACGCCAUCGCUCCCACCAUAAGCUGAAGGAGAAGCUUGCUGGUUUGGGAAGUGACACAGGCCAUGAUGCCACAGCAGCCUAUCAGGAUCUCUGUCGCCAACACAUGGCGGUGCAGACAUCAGAGCGUGGAGAGCGAUCAGAUCAGGUGUUCCACCGGUCGCACACGUCACGCAUUAACAGUGUGUCAUCACAGUUUAGUGAUGGACCAAUGCAGAGUCCUUCUGCCCGCAGCAGCACAUCCUCCUGGAGUGAAGAGCCAACACAAACCAAAAUGGACAUCUCUACUGGACACAUGAUACUGUCAUACAUGGAGGAUCACCUGCAGAAUAAAAACCGUUUGGAUAAGGAGUGGGAAGCUCUCUGUAGUUACCAGGCUGAGCCAGCAGCAUGUGCAGUGGGUCAGGAGGAACAGAACAUCCAGCGCAACUGCCCACAUGGUGUCCUUGUGUAUGAUCACUCCAGAGUCAUUCUGAAGCCGGAGAAUAACCAGUCCAGAUCUGAUUACAUCAACGCCAGUCCCAUUAUGGACCAUGACCCCCGAAACCCAGCCUAUAUCUGUGCUCAAGGUCCUCUUCUCUCCACUGUGGCAGAUUUCUGGCAGAUGGUUUGGGAGAGUGGUUGUGUGGUGAUUGUCAUGCUAACACCUCUUGCUGAAAACGGCAUCAAACAGUGUCAUCAGUAUUGGCCAGAUGAAGGCUCUGAUCGUUACCAUAUAUAUGAGGUAAAUCUGGUCUCUGAGCAUAUCUGGUGUGACGAUUUCCUGGUGCGCAGUUUCUACCUGAAGAACGUCCAGACCAGUGAGACCCGCACAGUUACUCAGUUCCACUUCUUGUCCUGGAUGGAUCAGAAUGUUCCAGAGUCUGCUAGAACCUUGCUGGACUUCCGUAGAAAGGUUAACAAGUGCUACCGAGGCAGGUCUUGUCCAAUAAUUGUUCACUGCAGUGAUGGCGCCGGUAGGAGUGGAACUUACAUUCUGAUUGACAUGGUUCUAAAUAAAAUGUCAAAAGGUGCUAAGGAGAUUGAUAUUGCUGCUACCCUAGAGCAUCUAAGGGACCAGAGAUCAGGAAUGGUACAAACUAAGGAACAGUUUGAAUUUGCAUUGACUGCUGUUGCAGAAGAGGUGAAUGCCAUUCUCAAAGCUCUGCCUCAGUGAAGGAUAACUUUCACAAACUCUUCCAACCUUUUCUUCUUCAUUCCUUUUUGGGCAAAGUGAUCUUUUUCUCUUACAUUGUUAGAAACUGAUAAAAUUAUUGAGCAAACCUAUUGGUAAUCUAAUCAUUAUGGAUAAUUAUGAAAAAAAAAUCACAAUGUACAUUUCCAGCUCUAUCUAAAUUCUGAUGUAUUUUAUUGCAUAAGACAUUUCUUGGUCUUAAGUGUGCAAGAUUAUUUAGCCUCAUUGUUUAGAAUGAUAUUCAACUAGGCAUGCAGUCAUAUAUUGUAUUUGCAACUCAGAUUGGUGGUUACAUACCCACUUGUGUAUAUAAAAUAUCUGAAAUAUAUGUUUGUGUGAAGCAGAUGUUAUCUUACCAGUGCUGUAUUACACUGUAUUAGUCUUCUGCAAUUAAGUUAGUGUCCUGUAAGUAACAAUAUUAAUGCGAUGAUGAAAAUACUAUAUUACAGUUCUAACAAUUGUGAUCUUGAAAUCAUCUUUCUGUUGUUAUAUAUUGUGUUUCUAGAUUAAUUUAUAAUCAGAUUGUAUUACAUAUAGAUUAAUUUAUUAUACAAACAGUGUGAACCCUGUGAUUUAAAAUGGUCUGCCAAAAUGUAAUUAUACAUAUUAUUUUUGUUUGUAUGAUAUUAAAGUAACAAUAAACUUCAAAGUGUUGAAGCUUGA
Messenger RNA from Myxocyprinus asiaticus (Chinese sucker), 3858 nucleotides. Its product is annotated as receptor-type tyrosine-protein phosphatase N2-like. Bases 58 to 3177 code for a protein of 1039 amino acids. The transcript is spliced from 23 exons. Gene Ontology annotation, molecular function: protein tyrosine phosphatase activity. NCBI's taxonomy places the organism in Eukaryota, Metazoa, Chordata, Actinopteri, Cypriniformes, Catostomidae. Gene Ontology annotation, cellular component: secretory granule. Gene Ontology annotation, biological process: protein dephosphorylation. The record is from RefSeq and is a predicted model, not a curated record.